Molecule: messenger RNA, 1077 nt
Organism: Lethenteron reissneri (Far Eastern brook lamprey)
Lineage: Eukaryota; Metazoa; Chordata; Hyperoartia; Petromyzontiformes; Petromyzontidae
Product: calcineurin subunit B type 2-like
Molecular function (GO): calcium ion binding
Source: RefSeq, a predicted model, not a curated record
GCGCAUCGCUGCGAUCCUCACAUCAGCGGCUCCAGAUUCGACCUUCCAGUUGCUCACGGAUCACCAACGACUUCAGCCAUGGACUGGGAAUCAUUGGCGCACGCUAAUUUCGAAGCAAUUGACAUGGACAACGACGGCUUCAUUUCGUAUGCCGACUACCAUGACUUCUUGGAAAUGAACGGUGUGGAUCAAGACUGCACCAGUGUGGACAAAAACAAAGAUGGCAAGAUCUCUUUCGAAGAGUUCUCUGAAUUCUACAAGAAGGACUCUGACCAGCAGAAGGAGAAGCUGAAGCUGAAAAAGUGAACUCCAAGGACAUGGCUGCGGGUGAAAGGGUUGCUCUUAGUUUGUUAGACUUCCACUGCUUGCUUCUUAAUCAUCAUGACCAGUGUCAACUCUACCACUAAGUAUUAGGCAUAUUAAUGAUGUAUUGAUUCAUUCAAAUUAAUUUGUACUCUCUCAUCCAUGCCACCAAUCGGUCGUGCAAGAAUCAGUCAUUUAAGUGUUAUUGCAUAUUGUAUGCAAACAUUACCUUCAUGCUGAGCAAAUGAAAUUGUGACAUGUCACCGAAUCAUAGACAGUAAUCUUGACAUGCCUAAUAAACAAGGUACUGCUGCUAUUCACAGCUAUUACUACUAUACCUGACACUACUGCUAAUUAGCACUACCACUAAGGCUCCAUUGAAAUGUACAUUUAGUAAAAAGGCAUUUCAAUAUUUCAAAUGUACUGUGCUGCACGACAUACUGGCACCAUUAUUGCAAAUGGCACAAUGACACAAACUCCAAAGAGGCAUAAUGCAUCAAUCCACUAUGAAAUAAACACCGUGUGCAUUGGCUCAGUGCAGUACACGUACUCACAAAACCAGUAACAAAUCACUCUUGAAAACUAAUUACAAAAUGCUGGACGUGGCUUGGUAACCUGAAGAGCAGCAGUGUACAGAAUGCUAACCCGGUUCUGUCAGCAAAUACAGCCCAGCGCUCUUGAGGGGGUGUCCCAUGUGCAAUGAUUACAGAGAAAUUAACGCUGAAUUAGGUUUUUCAUGUGCAUUGAAAUAAACCCUCCCUUGCUAAAAUUAAA